Molecule: messenger RNA, 3026 nt
Organism: Blastomyces gilchristii SLH14081
Lineage: Eukaryota; Fungi; Ascomycota; Eurotiomycetes; Onygenales; Ajellomycetaceae
Product: DUF1688 domain-containing protein
Exons: 5
Coding region: 651-2387 (578 amino acids)
Source: RefSeq, a predicted model, not a curated record
CCGAAACUCGACAGGCUCCACCAGCAUGAGUCUGGAAGGGGGGUCAAGGCCUGGGAAGAUGGGCUCCCGGCCCCAAGAUUUUCCAGCGUUUCCACACGCACUCUUGGGUUUCGCCUCUAGGUUUUGUCUGCUGGCGUUGCGGUGACAGCAUGCUUCGACCGUGGCUUUUUCUGCAGAACUCAUCUUGAACUGUUUCGAAUCCACGUGAACAAGUUGGGGCAACUCAAUAAGUCCGACAUCCAUGAUAUGAUGGCGGGGAUGAAGGUAAAACAACACCUUGGGCCGCGAUGAGUCGACAACAGCUUAGGCGAGCAGACUAGGCGCGGACAGAGUUUCCCUCCUCUGUAGUUCGAAAACCAAGCCCUGCCCCCUCCCCUCCACUCAUGUUUUCUAGACAGCCUCGAUGUUCCAACGAGAAGGGAUUGGCGUAGUUCAGUUAGUGAGCCUAUCGAGUAGUCACCCACCCAUACUUCGAAGUUGCAAAUGAAGGUUUAAUAAUAGCCGGCCCUCCCUGUUACAAAUUUCUCUUGGGGCUGACCAGGUUCCAUGAAAUUUGAUCUCCCCUCGUCGUUGAACGGGGGUUUUGAGAGCUCAUUACCCUCGCUAUCUCGCGGCGGCGGUAGGAGAAGAUAUCUGGGGCCUUCUCCCGCAUGUGCCUCCUCAAACCAUCCUCCUCCUCCCCACCAACCACCAACCUCUCGCCCAUCGCCUCAUCUCUCUACUCCGUUUCCUUCCCUCACUCUCUUCCGCCACCACUGACUCACUUACUCUCGAGAUACAUAUCAUUCUUUAGCCCUAGCCCUUCCGAGCCUGCCAUUUCAAGGUUACGACCGUGGAACUUUAAUAACCCUCUUUUCUUCCCGCGCUCUACCAUGGUUAUUAUGUUCCGCCGGAAAGACUCAAAACUGUCCACCAGCGACGAGAAAGACGACCGCGAGUCUUUUAUGUCAUCCAGCAGUGCAAGAACUUCAAAUGCAUCGCUGAAGGUUCCCAUGUCUAUGAAGACUGUAAAUGGCGCAUCUGUGCCAAUCCCGGAAGUCCCAAUCGCACCCCCACCAGACCCCAACUUAGACCCAGCGGCGUAUCUACGAAGUAUCCAUGCUGUUCGCCAGCGAUCGAAAGUGGUUAUGCAGAGAGCGAAGAGGAACCAACUGAAUCAUUUCGACAUCGAUUUUAGCAAGUUUGCAGGCACAGCUCAAUACGUUGCUUCUAUUAUCAAGCGCGAUUACGCACCGGAUUUUCAUGCCAUACCUGCCCAUGGACGCUGGCAUCAUUUUGACAUUGGCGGGAGACCUCGAAUCAAUCAACUCCUACAAUCAUGGCCCAGUACCGUUGACACGUUCGAACGGACCAGGCGAUUGAUUGACCUCUUUCUCGUAUCUGUCUUGUUAGACGCUGGAUCUGGGAGUAAGUGGUCGUAUAAAUCUAAAGAAUCCGGGAAAAUCUAUAGAAGAAGUGAAGGUCUUGCGGUGGCAAGCCUAGAGAUGUUCAAGACUGGCUUGUUCAGUAGUGAUCCCACAGAGCCAUGCCAAGUUGACGGCGCGGGCUUGAAAAAGAUCACUGUAGACUUAAUUGCGAAAGGAAUGCAACAUUCCGAACAGAAUACACUGCCUGGGCUGGAAGGCCGUGCUGGUUUGUUGAUACGGUUGUCAGAAGCAUUGAACAACCAAGAAUUUUUCGGGGCUAAUGCAAGGCCAGGAAACAUGCUGGACUACCUACUUUCUCACAAUACAACCCUCGCAUCAUCCGUACCUAUCAUUUCCAUUCCGACGCUGUGGUCCGUACUCAUGGACGGCCUAUCGUCGAUUUGGCCCCCGUCUCGAACCCAGAUUGAUGGUGUUUAUAUCGGAGACGCUUGGCCCUGUUCCAUUCUAUCCUCGUCACCCGCAGCGAAACCUUGGGAGACUAUUAUUCCGUUCCACAAAUUGACCCAAUGGCUCUGCUACUCGCUCAUGGCUCCGAUGACAAAAGUAAUGAACAUUAAAUUUUCUGGGACCGAACUUUUGACGGGGCUACCUGAAUAUCGGAACGGGGGACUUCUCAUCGAUAUGGGCCUCUUGAACCUCAAGCCCGAGGACGCUGAGCGAGGGCUCCAGGCGUAUAGAUCCAAUGCAAUGAUCAAAGGUCAACCAAACGUGGAAGUUGUUCCACUUUUCACGGCCGACGAUGACGUGAUUGUGGAAUGGAGAGCUCUCACAGUCGGAUUCUUGGACGAGUUGCUUGCGGAAGUGAAUAGUUUAUUAGAGCUACCGGCUGGGGAGCGUUUAUGUCUCGCUCAAAUGCUCGAGGCCGGAACUUGGAAGGGAGGGCGCGAAAUUGCGGAGGUGUCUCGGCCAAACACUAAAGAGCCCCCAAUUAUGAUUCUUUCCGAUGGAACUGUUUUUUAACACUGAAAUCCUUUUGUUGCGUUUUUCAUGUCCUUUUCUUUUCUUUUCAUUUCUUUUUUUUUUUUUUUCGCGGUGACAACAUUGGACCUUAUUUAAUGAUAAUGAUAACUCCUCAUUGGGCUCCUUCGACGACAUUUAUUUCCUUACCUUUUUUUUAUACUUUUCUAUUCUCCCCAACUUUCUUUAGUUGCCACCUUUUUGGAUAUUCAGAUUGAGCGUUGCUGAGGGGUGCUGGACAGAACUUUUUCUUCUGCAAAAUAUUGGAUUGCUGAAUCCCUAUGUGGAUCCCCUUCAUAUUUAAAUGACAUAUACAUGCAGGACCGCGACCAAUGACAUUGUCGUACAUGGCUCAUUGUCAUUGCUUAUUUUUUUGUGGGAGAGGAGGGAGGGAAAAGCAAGUUGCUAGUUGAUGGAAAACGCGAACCUAUAAUUAGCGCGUUUAAAGCAGGAGUGAGCCAUAUUUGUGAAAUGCCCAUUCCGUGACACCUCUUCUGUAAGAAAACGCGGCCUCCACUCAUUUUAUAGGAAUCCAGUAGGCAUAUACUCUGUAACGCGAAUAACAUUCAAAGCAGAGCGAUUCGGAGAAUCGUUCACACUCGACGGGAAUUAGCAAGUCACGUGCCUCUAUCGUCAACAAGG